AUGUAUAUGAUAUUGAUAACAGCAGGAUUUACCACUGGAAUGCUGGGGAAUGUGUUUAUUGGACUGGUGAACUGCUAUGACCGGGUCAAGAACCAGAAAAUCACGUUCAUCAACUUCAUCAUAUGUUUGGCAGUUUCCAGAAUCAGCUGUCUGAUUGUAGUAUUUAUUGAUGCAAUCUUACUAGAACUAGCCCCUCAUUUCUAUGAUUCUUAUAUUCUAGUAAAAUGCUCAGAUAUAUUCUGGGUUGUGACUGAUCAAGUGUCUACAUGGUUUGCUACCUGCCUCAGCAUUUUCUACUUCCUCAAAAUUGCCCACUUCUCCCAUCCCCCUUUCCUCUGGUUGAAGCGGAGAAUGAGAAGAGCGGUUGUUGUUUUUCUUGUAUUUUCUAUGUGCUUACUGAUUUUUUAUUUUCUACUGCUUGAAACACUUCCUAUUUUGAGGAAUAUGAACAUGAUCUCUAAAAGCAAUCUGACUUUAUUUUCAGAUACAAGUAAGACUAUUGUUGUUCAAAAGCUAAUUGUUUUUGACCUGAUGUACUUGGUCCCAUUUUUUGUGCCCCUAGUAUCAUUGUUCCUUUUAUUUUUGUCCUUGGUGAACCACUCCAGAAACCUCAUUUCUACCAGCUCUGAAGAUUCCCACAAGAAGGACAUGAAAAUGCUGUUGUCUUUCCUCAUUCUGUUUAUAAUUCACAGUUUUUUCAUGCAGGUGGCACGUUGGUUAUUUUUUUUUUUCCCAUCAAACAGGUCAAUUAAGUUUGUUCUGUUAACAUUAAUUAUCUUUCCUUUAAGUCACUCAUUUAUUCUGAUCCUGGGAAAUAGUAAGCUUCAGCAGACAGCAAUGAGGGCCCUUCAACAUUUUAAAAGCCAACUGCAAGAGAUGAUCCUCUCCCUUCACAGAUUCUCCCAAGUCUUUACUAAGUGA
Molecule: messenger RNA, 921 nt
Organism: Peromyscus eremicus (cactus mouse)
Lineage: Eukaryota; Metazoa; Chordata; Mammalia; Rodentia; Cricetidae
Gene: Tas2r42
Product: taste 2 receptor member 42
Biological process (GO): G protein-coupled receptor signaling pathway; detection of chemical stimulus involved in sensory perception of bitter taste; sensory perception of taste
Cellular component (GO): membrane
Molecular function (GO): G protein-coupled receptor activity
Source: RefSeq, a predicted model, not a curated record